ACUUAUAUUUAAUUUUUAAAAAAAUCAGCAGUUCCUGGUCGGUUUUUUCUACAAUAUUUGGCAGUAGGUGAAAACGCGAUUCUCCUGGUUCAGAACGCGCAUUUCCAUAUCUCAAUUCUCAAGCAAACAAAGUCGGUGAUGUUGAUCAGAGCGGAAAACGUCGUCGUUUGAGAGAAACUGAACUUCGAAGGUGACACCCUGCCACAUUUUCGACCAAUCCUAGAUUAAAAAUUGUCUCUCUCUCUUUUUUUUUUUUUUCUCUCUUUCUGUCUGUGACGGAAACAGCAAUGAGGCAGCACAAGCAAGUGUCCUCCAUUAACCGGCGACCCACCGUUCUUUAUCUGGUGUGCGUCGCAGCAUUGUUUUCCCUCCUCCUCUUCUACACCCAAUCCUCUUUCUUCUCAGGCGCCGUGUCUUCAGAUUCUUCAAGGAUAGAUGCCGUCUCUUCAGAUCGCGAUUCCGAAACAAUCCACGUUUUGUCUAACUUUCAGUCCAGUGUGAAGCAAUGUGUGGAUAACAGGGGGCUUGGACUCACUGCACAUGUUAUUGACCAUUGCAAAUUAAUCCUUAAAUACCCUGAAGGUACCAACAGCACUUGGUACAAUGCACAGUUUAAGAAAUUUGAGCCUUUGGAGUACAAUUAUGAUUUGUGUGAGACAAUCCUAUUGUGGGAACAGUAUCGCAACAUGACUACGGUGUUGACCAGAGAGUAUCUUGAUGCUCGCCCUGGUGGUUGGGUGGAUUAUGCUCCACAAAGGAUAGCGCAGUUGGGGGCAAAGAAGUGCACUAACAAGACACUUUGUGAAGAGAACCUCGAUGUGUUAUUACCUGCAAAGCCCCCAUUUCAUCCACGGCAGUUUCGAACUUGUGCUGUUGUUGGGAAUUCUGGGGACCUUCUGAAGACUAGAUUUGGGAAAGAAAUUGAUAGUCAUGAUGCUGUUUUUCGAGACAAUGAGGCCCCUGUUAAUGAGAAAUAUGCCAAAUAUGUUGGUCUUAAGAGGGAUUUCCGUCUAGUUGUAAGAGGUGCUGCUCGUAACAUGGUCCCCAUUCUAAACGGGUCUGACAAUGAGGUACUCAUAAUCAAAAGUCUGACACAUAGAGAAAUCAAUGCAGUUAUAAAGACUAUACCCAAUCCAGUCUAUCUCUUCCAAGGAAUUGUACUACGUCGAGGUGCCAAAGGAACUGGAAUGAAAUCUAUUGAGUUAGCACUCUCCAUGUGUGAUAUUAUUGAUAUAUAUGGCUUCACUGUUGAUCCAGGAUACACUGAAUGGACAAGAUACUUCUCUCAGCCUAGGAAGGGACACAACCCACUUCAAGGAAGAGCAUACUACCAACUCCUAGAAUGUCUUGGGGUAAUUAGAAUUCACUCUCCCAUGAGGUCUAAGAGGAUGGAAGACUGGUCAGAUAUACCUAGUAGACAAAUGAUAAGCCAAGCACAUGCAGCAGCUUUGCGCUUAAAAAGGAGUCAAGCUGGUCAGGGUGGUGACUUAGGGCAGUUUGGCAAUUGUAAGGUGUGGGGCAAUGUCAAUCCAGACAAAAGUGGACCUGUCUCGGGAUCACCAGACAUGAGUGAUGUCAGGAGAUAUUCAAAUUAUAGUAAAUGGGAAGUCAUGCCUUUUGAGAGUUUGAGGAAAGAAGCACGGGAUCAUUAUAACCAGAUGCAAGGGGUCUCUGUAUAUAAAAUGGAUGGCAAUAAGUUGGAUGAUCUAGUCUGUGUGAGACAUUCCUUAAAAUCCGAGGUGUAAAUGGGUGCCUUUGCUGUCUAUAUUGUUUUUCUCUGAUCACACCCUACUGUAUUCUAAAUGGAAUCUGGGAUGAAGAUACUUUCCGAGGGCUUCAUGGCUCCUCAUCCAUCGUUCUGUCUCAUCACUUAUUGCAGAGCACAACACGAAUCUCAACUCCAAGGAAAAUGAGGUAGUCAAUAUGCGUAAUUUCAUCGAUCCAUAUGAUUCAUAUUUUAAAGUGAUUCAUGGUAAGGGGUCUAGAAAUCUUAAUACAGGAAUUCUGACCAGAGAUUUGUUGUACCAUUUUUUUCAGGUUUACAAUGGAUAGUGCUUAGUCCAUAGUAUAAUAGAUAUCUGUCUUUUAUUUAUAUUGUACUAAUUAGCCGAAGGAGUAUCUGCAGAAAGUCGUAGCUGUUUUGUGAAGUGAUUUUUCACAUGAAUUUCAAUGGUAUUUUUAGUCGCUAAUCUUUUUCUCCUUUA
Glycine soja is the source of this 2204-nucleotide messenger RNA. Its product is annotated as sialyltransferase-like protein 1. The coding region runs from base 288 to 1745 and encodes 485 amino acids. Gene Ontology annotation, molecular function: sialyltransferase activity. The record is from RefSeq and is a predicted model, not a curated record. The transcript is spliced from 11 exons. NCBI's taxonomy places the organism in Eukaryota, Viridiplantae, Streptophyta, Magnoliopsida, Fabales, Fabaceae. Gene Ontology annotation, biological process: pollen germination; pollen tube growth.